AUGGAUGUCCUGAAGCGCGAGCUGCAGCGGAAGCGCCAGCUCUUGGACGCCGACUUCGGCGGCCGCAAGAUCCUCCGGCGCGCCGAGAUCGAGGCCCGCGAGCUCCAGCGCGUCCGCGAGGCCGAGCGCCAGCGCCUCCUCCAGAAGCGGCUCCGGGACUCCCAACCAGAAGCCUCCUCUCCGUCAGGUUCCUCACCUGGCUCUUCGCCCGCCUCCGCCGUAGCCGACGCGUCGCCGGCGGAGAACGGCUCGAGCGGCCAGGCGGAGCCGCUCCCGAGGGACGAGGUCAUCCGGCGCCUGCGCGUGCUGCGGCAGCCGGCCACGCUCUUCGGCGAGGACGAUGCCGCGCGCCUGCGCCGCCUCCACGACGUGCUCGAGGACCCCGCCGCGCUGGCCGACGUCGACGCGUCGGAGAUCGGGGAGGGGCAGACCAACGACUUCCUCCGCGACAUCCAGGCGCUGCGGGCCAAGGCUGCGGCCGCGACGAAGCCCAAGGCCGGCGCGGAGGCCCAGCGGAGGGAGGGCGACGGCGAGGACAGGGAGGUGCCCUUCGAUGAGCUCUCCGACGAGGAUAAGAUCGCCGCGUUUUUCAGGAGGCUGAUGGGCGAGUGGAGCCAGGAGAUGGACGAGAUGCCCGAGGCGGAGCGGCGUACGGCCAAAGGGAAGGCCGCGGUGGCCACCUGCAAGCAAUGCGCGAGAUACCUCGACCCGCUCUUCAAGCAGUGCAAGAAGAAGGCUCUCCCUCCUGAUGUCAGACAAGCAUUGCUGGAGGUGGUCAAGUGCUGCAUGAGACGAGACUAUUUGGCUGCAGUGGACAAUUAUAUCAAGCUAGCGAUUGGCAACUCGCCAUGGCCAAUUGGUGUGACCAUGGUUGGUAUUCAUGAGCGAUCUGCCCGCGAGAAGAUCUACACAAACAGCGUGGCUCACAUCAUGAAUGACGAGACGACCAGGAAGUACCUGCAGUCCGUGAAGAGGCUCAUAACAUUCUGCCAGAGGAAAUACCCCACUGAUCCAUCGAGGUCAGUGGAGUUCAACAGCCUGGCAAAUGGUAGUGAUCUGCAGUCUCUCCUGGCGGAGCAGAACGCGAAGAAUUCAGAAGAAACUCUUCGGUUAGUGGCAGCAUCGUGACAGCAUUGGAUCAGAUUUGUGCUCAAAAUUCUGGGCAAGUUCGAUUGUUGUGUGAAUUCAUUGAUUCGAAACUGCUUAAUUCAAAGAACCCGAAUUGCAUAUCCGGUUGUUACAGGACUGUAAUGGAGCUUAAAUACUGUUGUCGUUGGACGUUGCAAAGCUGGACCAUACAUUAAUUAAUUAA
This is a messenger RNA of Panicum hallii, 1312 nucleotides long. Its product is annotated as pre-mRNA-splicing factor 18-like. The record is from RefSeq and is a predicted model, not a curated record. The transcript has 2 exons. Gene Ontology annotation, cellular component: U2-type post-spliceosomal complex; U5 snRNP; U4/U6 x U5 tri-snRNP complex. Lineage: Eukaryota; Viridiplantae; Streptophyta; Magnoliopsida; Poales; Poaceae. Gene Ontology annotation, biological process: RNA splicing; generation of catalytic spliceosome for second transesterification step. The coding region runs from base 1 to 1128 and encodes 375 amino acids.